This is a messenger RNA of Rhopalosiphum padi (bird cherry-oat aphid), 2468 nucleotides long. RefSeq names its product interaptin (gene CCDC151). The record is from RefSeq and is a predicted model, not a curated record. Gene Ontology annotation, cellular component: cilium. The coding region runs from base 148 to 1704 and encodes 518 amino acids. NCBI's taxonomy places the organism in Eukaryota, Metazoa, Arthropoda, Insecta, Hemiptera, Aphididae. The transcript is spliced from 10 exons. Gene Ontology annotation, biological process: cilium movement; outer dynein arm assembly.
GACGCCGUACUCAACGACAACCACCUGCUCUUUUCGAAUCCAUUGGUAACCAAAAUGGUUGGUAAGCUUAACUCCUUGUGCUUUAUUUUCUCUAUCCGCCGCCGCCGUCACACAUGGUUGAAUCGAAAUACUGAAAAAUAACACGAAAUGUGCGUAUGUAAAAAUUUCAAACGAAAUCGACCAACAGAUAAUAGAAAAGGACAAAAAAAAGCGCAAUAUGAAGAAUGCGAGGAAGAAAAGAAAAAAAACAACGAAAAGAUUCAAAUGUUGAAACGUGACAUCAAAGAAAUGUAUCAAAUCAAAAAACAAGAAUCCACAUGUGUAGACGCAUUACCAGAUACAAAACCACAUGAAAAAAUCAUAGUUUUAAAGAGAAAAAAGUAUCACGAAGCAAUAGAUAUUUUGGAUAUAAAAUUGAUCGACAUGAAGAAAAAAACAGAUCUAAUUAGACAUGAUAUCAAACAGAAAAGGAUCAAGUUGAACGACUUGUUCGGGAGAUGGAGUGACGUGCGGUCAAAGGUUGUUUCUACUGUAGACAAGGAUUCAAAUACGACUAAAACGCUUUCGGCACUAGAAAAUCGAUCUCAUCAAAUCGAAAUGAGCCGAAUGGAAGCGUCACACGUGACACGCAAAUAUAGAUCUAUAAGAAAUCGACUUUUAGAAGACUCGGUAGUGUUUGAUUCUACAUUGAACAAAUUAGAAAAAACAAUUAAGACACAACAACGUGAAAUUCAACGACUAGAAAAAAUUAAUGAAGAAGCCAUUAAAUCAAGGGAUAAAACCAGAUUAGUAUUGCAGAAAAAAGAAACUAACGCAGCUAAUAUAGCAAAAUUUCGUAUGAAACAAGUAGAACAAAUUAGAGCACAAGUAGAAGAAAGGAAAACAGAGUUAGAAAAAUUGGAACGAAAAAUAUUUCCACCGGGACAGAGAGCUACACAUCAGGAUUCAAUUCCUAGUUCUUCGGAAGAACAACGGCUUGGAGAUAAUGGAUCAUCAGAUAGUCAAGAAAUUACUGACAUGCCAUAUUUCAAACUGAAACAAGUCACUGGUUCAAUUGACAGCGAAGACGUACGAAGAAAGUUUGUAUCACAAAAAGAAACUAAAGAUAGAUUAACUACUUUGAAAACAAACACUGAGAAUCAAAAAAAGGACCUCCAAAUAAAAUGCCAACAACUUAAUGAGGAAUUUGAACAAUGUCGAUUCUCCGAUGCUCAAGACAAAGAACAGAAUGAUGAAGAAACUGAAAAUCUUAAGUUUAAAAUUGUCGAAGAGACAGAUAGACUCGAACGUUUACAAAAAGAUAAGUCCGAAUUGUCUAAUCAAAUUGAAUCAACACUAUUAAGGCUAUAUGACAUGUGUCUUGCACUAAAAAAAGCAGACAGUGCACCAGUACCAGAUAAAUGUCCAAGUAUUGAUAAAGCUGACUGGUUAAUAUGUCUAUUACAAACCAAAUAUGAGAAUGUAAUAAAAAUUUAUGGGGCUACAGAUAAAGAUCAACGUAAUGUGAAUGGAAGGAUUAAAAACAACGAUGUAGCAGUACUGUGGUCAUUGGAAGACAAUGUCGUAGAAUCGGCGAACAAGGAUGAAGAAGAAAAACCUGUUCCCAAUAGAUAUCUAAUCAAGAAACAAGCACAAAUCAUGGUUGAUUCUAAGAGUAAAAAAAAAGGGAUUAAAACAUCAAAAGGAACAACGCAAAAGACUUGAUCAACUACCUAAAUUUUAGACUAUAUGGAAUAAUAUUACAAUUACGUCGGAUUUAUAAAAACCAUCAUGAUAAAGCAUUUCUCUGUGUUUGCUGCUUAUUAUUACCCAUGUAUGUAACAACAUUUAUUAUAGUCACGAGUAUUAUACUAUUAUCUACACAUAGGUCGUUGAAAUAGAUAUAAUACAUAAAACACAUACCUGAUAAAAGUCAUUGAAAGCAUUUUCGUAUUAUUUUACUGUUAAUAUUUCAUAGGUAUGGUUCAACACAAAAUAAAAUAAAAGUAAUAAUUUCAUAACAAAAUAUGUAAAAUAAAAUUCACUGUUAUACGUGUGUACAAAAAUAAAUUUCAAUGUUAUCUACUGAUAAUUAAUAAAAUAUUUAAAGUGAUUUUGAUUAUAUUAUACAAUAUAUAAGUUCAUUCAAAUAUAAUAAUAUUAUUGUGUCAUACGAUUGUCAUAGGACAUCUGUAUGGAUAACCAAAAUUGUGUUUCUGUGGAAUUUCUGGAUAGGGUUAAAAAAACAUUUCUAAAAAAAAUUUUAAAAAUUUAAAAAUAUGUAUAAAACGAUGUAAUAAUCAUUUAAUCAAUUGUCAAUAAUAAAUUUACAACAUUCAUAAACAAUAGAUAAUAUACACAUUGAACAAAUUUAUGCAAUAUAUAUAUUUAAAAUAAUAAUAAACAUUAAAAAUUUGAAAUGUCAAUGAAAAAAAUUUCUAUGUCGGAGCCAUUGCCCAUUAGUCAUAUCUUUAAUAAUAAAAAAAAAA